Canariomyces notabilis is the source of this 921-nucleotide messenger RNA. RefSeq lists its product as uncharacterized. Gene Ontology annotation, molecular function: protein binding. The transcript has a single exon. The record is from RefSeq and is a predicted model, not a curated record. NCBI's taxonomy places the organism in Eukaryota, Fungi, Ascomycota, Sordariomycetes, Sordariales, Chaetomiaceae. Bases 1 to 921 code for a protein of 306 amino acids.
AUGGCAUCAGCAGAUCCACCACCCUCAUACGAGGAGGCGAUCGGCGACCGCCCCCUCCCCCAGCAAGCCCGGAACGGCAUCCCCUUACGCGCCCGGCGCAGCAUGGAGGACGAAUUACGUCCUCUGCCUCCAGGCUGGGUGCGCGAGUUCGACCCAGAAACCCAGCACCAGUUCUUCGUCGACACCAAAACCUCUCCGCCAAGGUCCAUCUGGCACCACCCCUACGACGACGAAACCUUCCUCAACUCCCUCCCGCCGACCGAGCGCGAGCAGAUCCGUGCAUCUCAGUCAGGCCUCUUCCAGCGACGUCCCAGCGCGGCCGAUCUCGUCGCCGAACAGACCGACGAGGACGGCUCGGAUUCGGACACCCACACUCACACCCAUGCCCAUACCCACCGCACCAUCAAGCUAGGCCGCAAACUCAAAGACCACCUGACAGGAACCACCCACGAAGAACGCGUCGCCGAGCGCACCCGCCGUGCUCACGCCGAGCGCGAACUGUACCGCCAGCACUGCGUCGUGCGCCGGGCGAUGAUCGACGGCAUGCGCACGGGCCGCCCGCAGCUGCUCGGCCGCGACGAGAACCGCGUGCACAUGUACCUUGAACCGCCGGGCCACACGUUCCCUGGUGUGGCGGGGGUUUCUAGAAUCAGUCCUUAUCUGCUUGAGAUCAGGUAUAAUGAUGCGGAUGGUAGGAGGCCUGGGCCGCCGGGCAGGUAUUUCAGGCCUGAGGGGGAUAUGUAUGGCCUUGGGUAUGGGGCGUAUGGGUGUGGGAGGUUUGCUGGGGGGAGGUGGGAUCGGCCACAGGGAGAGUAUAGGAGGCUGGAUGGAAGGGGGUUUGGGGGUGGGCUGGGGAUGCCGUUGAUGGCGCCGCUUUUGGGGGGGAUGAUGUUGGGCGGGUUGGCGGGGACGGCCUUUUAA